This is a messenger RNA of Formica exsecta, 1683 nucleotides long. Its product is annotated as dimethylaniline monooxygenase [N-oxide-forming] 5-like. Lineage: Eukaryota; Metazoa; Arthropoda; Insecta; Hymenoptera; Formicidae. The transcript has 5 exons. Gene Ontology annotation, molecular function: N,N-dimethylaniline monooxygenase activity; flavin adenine dinucleotide binding; NADP binding. The record is from RefSeq and is a predicted model, not a curated record. The coding region runs from base 543 to 1532 and encodes 329 amino acids.
AAAUCUAAAGAGUAACCGCAAUGAUGUUUUCUCUAUCUUUCGUGGUUUUUUAUUUUCCGUUUUGUGCAAAUUCUCGUAAAAUAUAUAAAAAGGAUAAAAGCGUUAUAAAAAGACGUAGUUUAUUAUGAAUCUUUACUACUUUAAAAAUAAUUCAUCAUCAGUACGAUGUACAAAUUUAAAUACUAAUUUUGAGAUGUAUUAUUUUUAAAUUGAACGAGAAUAUUUCAAUAUUCUCAUUCUCUCUGUUUUAUCUAUAGAGCUAUAGACGACCAAUCCUUCUAAUGUAUUAUAUAAUCGUAUCGCAUCGUACAUAUAGACUCUCAUUGUCAGUAUCGUUUACUCGCUAGAAACGUGCGCUGUAUAACCGACGAAUCGCGCAGUGAAAGUGUGUCAAAUCAAAAUCAUCCUUAUAUCUUUUGAUAUUAGUUCAGGUCUUUAAAUCUUUAAAGAAUAACACAAAUAUUUGUCGAAUCUUUCAUUCGGAACGUAGAAAAACAAAUGAUCAAAAUUUUCCAUUAAUCAUCAUAAAGUAAAACGUACAAAUGGCGAAUGAAGAAAAAAAAAUCAAGAUAUGUGUGAUCGGUGCUGGCGCAGCUGGUUUGUGCGCAGUCAGACAUUUGGCGGAAAAUGCAAAAUUCGAAACAACAAUCUACGAGCAAACGAAUGAAAUAGGAGGUACAUGGGUUUACAAAGAGCAAACCGGUUUUGAUGAGAAUGGCUUAUCGAUUCACUCUAGCAUGUACCAAAAUCUAAGAACAAAUUUACCUGCAAAAAUUAUGAAUUUUCCGGAUUAUAUUACAAUGGAAGCGCAAGAACCUUGCUGCGUGAGUCAUCAGGAGGUUUUAAAAUAUUUGAGAGAUUAUGCCCAACACUUUGAUAUAUGUCGACAUAUUCACUUUAAUACAAGAGUUGAACACGUUCAACUUGAACUAUCCGAAGAUAAUAAUAAAGAAAAGUGGUCUGUGCAAGUGAAAAAAUUAAAGACAAACGAAACAGAACUCCAGUACUUUGAUGCAAUUAUGAUUUGUAACGGACACUAUUUCGAUCCUUAUAUACCGAAUAUACCCGGUAUCGAGAGUUUUCCGGGUUUAAUACUGCACAGUCAUGCAUAUAGAAAGCCGAAUAAAUUUGUCGGAAAAAAAGUAUUAGUAUUAGGUGCAGCUUCAUCUGGUAUUGAUAUAGCAAUCGAGUUAUCCGAUUACGCUGCUUGCGUGUACUUAAGCCACAAUCAUGAUAGAUUAACAAGUCCUUUACCAUCGAAUAUGAUACAAGUAGCUGGUGUGCAAAGUAUACAUGAAACUACAUUCCAUCUCAGAGACGGGACCACUGUGAAUGAUAUUAACAUUCUUAUUUUUUGUACUGGAUAUAAAUACAACUUUCCUUUUUUGGACGAAAAUUGUGGUAUACGAAUUGACAAUAAUUAUGUAAUGCCACUUUACAAACAUCUCAUCAACAUCGAGCAUCCUUCGAUGUGCAUUGUCGGUAUACCUAUGGUCGUUGUGCCAUUCCCCAUGUUUCAUAUGCAGGUAUGAAAAUUUAUUUAUUAUAACUAUCUAAAAUAACACGAUGAGCAAUUUUGGAUAUAUAUCCAAUACAGAACAUUGCAACAAGAUUGCUGCAAUGUGUGUUGUAUACACCAUUUAAGUCGUAAAUUGUGCAAUUAUAAUGCUUGAAUUGAAGAUA